Molecule: messenger RNA, 2106 nt
Organism: Amaranthus tricolor (Joseph's coat)
Lineage: Eukaryota; Viridiplantae; Streptophyta; Magnoliopsida; Caryophyllales; Amaranthaceae
Product: probable protein phosphatase 2C 34
Exons: 6
Coding region: 675-1796 (373 amino acids)
Biological process (GO): protein dephosphorylation
Molecular function (GO): protein serine/threonine phosphatase activity
Source: RefSeq, a predicted model, not a curated record
CUACUAAAUUCUAAAUAUUUUAGUAUUUUUCUGAGAUUUUUGAUCUUUUAGUGUAGUUAAGAAUUAUGGGUUUUGAUUAUUUCCUGUUUUUUAAAAAUAGGUACUUGAAAUUCCAAUUUUUGUGGAGAAAGUUGCUGUCUUUUUGAGUUUUUAUUUGCCCUUUGAUGAUAAUUUUGAGGGUAUUUUUCUAGUUUUUAAGGAGAUGGACUAACUGGGCCCUGCUUUAUCUGGGUGCUUGUUAAUUUAUUAUAAGGAACUUUUUGUUGGAUCAGAUAUUUACGCUUAUCCUAUAUUCAAAGUAGAAAUAUUUGAUUUAAAGUCAAGUAAUUUCUUGUAAAAUAUAAGAGUACAAUUUAGGAUAUAUAGUUUUGAUUUCAUGAAAGUUAACAAUUUUAAGAAUAAAUGUCUGAAAAGCUUAUUUGAUGAUCACAUAAAAUGAUUCAAAUAUCUCUCUUUGAGGAUAUUUGUUGAUCUGAGAGAAUUCUCCUUUAUGAUUAUGAUUUUUUUUUUUUUUUCCAUAUUCUAAUUAUAAUUUCUUAUGAGUGGGAUAUAUUGGCAGCAUAUAUUUGGUAUGAUGAUAAUAUAAUGAUUCCAGUGACUUUUAAAAAUGAUUUUUGUUCUCAUGUGUGGUUUAGUAAAGUUUCAGGCAAGUAUUGGAAUUCCAUAAGGAGAAAAUGGGUCACUGGUCAUCAAUGUUUAAUGGGUUAGCAAGGUCAUUUUCUAUCAAAAGAGUGAAGAAUUCAGGUAAUGGAGUUGUGGGUAGGGAAGUUGUUGAAGCUAUGGAAAAGGAUGCUAAGAAGAAUGAAUUGAUUUUGAGAUCUUCUGGUGUUGUUAAUGUUGAUGGGUCUAAAAAUUUUGCCUCAGUUUUUACGAGGAGGGGUCAGAAAGGUGUUAAUCAAGAUUGUUGCAUAGUUUGGGAGGAAUUUGGAUGUCAACCGGAUAUGAUAUUUUGUGGAAUUCUCGAUGGGCAUGGUCCUUGGGGUCAUUUUGUUGCAAAACGGGUAAGGGAAUCGAUGCCAUCGUUGUUGUUAUGCAAUUGGCAAGAGUCUAUUGCUCAAAUGGUGCUUGAUCCGGAUUUCGACCGAGAGGUAGAUAAGAAGAUGAAUUGGUUCAGUAUUUGGAAGCGUUCCUACUUAAAGACUUGUGCUAGUGUUGAUCAAGAACUUGAACAACAUAGAAAAAUUGAUACGUUUUACAGUGGAACGACUGCCCUCUCGAUUGUGAGACAGGGUGAAAAAAUUAUCAUUGCCAACGUUGGUGACUCUCGUGCUGUACUGGCUACUACGUCAGAAGAAGGCGACAUGGUGGCUGUGCAGCUUACUAUCGAUUUCAAGCCCAAUUUGCCUCAGGAAGCUGAGCGAAUAACGCAAUGUAAUGGGCGAGUAUUCUGUUUACACGAUGAACCAGGAGUCCAUAGGGUGUGGCUACCUGACGAGGAUGUGCCGGGGCUAGCAAUGUCUAGAGCUUUUGGAGAUUACUGCAUCAAGGAUUUUGGCCUUAUAUCUGUGCCUGAGGUGACGCACAGGAAUAUUACCAGCAAAGACCAGUUCAUUGUGCUGGCAACUGAUGGGGUAUGGGAUGUGGUCUCCAAUCAAGAAGCAAUACAUAUUGUGUCCUCGACUCCUGAUCGAGGCAAAGCUGCCAAGCAAUUGGUUGAUCAUGCAGUCCGAGCAUGGAAGAAAAAGCGACAAGGGAUCGCAAUAGACGAUAUCUCAGUAAUUUGCCUCUUUUUUCGCUCCUCCUCGCCUUCUUCUCGUGAACGGAACCUAUCCCAACUUGAUCUAUUGACUAAAUAACAAAAGAUAAAAGAGCAAAAGCUGUAAAAUGAAGCUGUGAAAAGGUCACACAGCUUGCUUUGUAUGUGUUAAAUAGGCUAUGCUUCAUCUGUAAAAUAUGUGAUUCAUGUGAGUUCACCAAAAAAUAAAAGUUCUUAUUAUCUUCAUACAGAAUGUGCCCUUUUCUCAUCUUUGUGCAUCUCUUUUUAUCCCUUCUCUUUAGCCAAAAACAAUUCAUGGGAUCUAUUAGUUUCAUGGUUUUAUUUCAAACAAACGAGUAUGUGACCUAGUCCGGUAAUAGGCCAAUCUAAUGGGUCGUCCGUCCAUAGGC